GCUUGCUUUAUUUUAAUUUUUUCCAAGGGUAAGUAAAACAAUAAUUGCCCUAAUAACAACAAUCAUUAUGUACAGUGAAUUAAUAUUCCAAGUUUUUUGUUGCCUAUUUAUUUUUGUUCGGGAUUUGGUAUUUAUGUUUUAAGACUGGCCUAUAGUUGGAACAAGUGUCCGUAAGCAGGGUUAUCACUAGCUAGGACUUAUUACCUGGGUUUUUAAAACAAGCCACUCAUUUGCCUUUUUCUUUCCACAUGGAUAGGGAUGAUAGACAACUGCUGUGAAGCUUCAAUGUUUCUGCCUGGUCAUGCACAGUUCUGCAAUAUGAUGCAUAAAUGUAUAACAACAACUUGGGCUCGCCUGAUACCUUGCUUGGAAUAAGGAAAUCCAGCCAGGCGCGUCCACGCGGCCGUUCGCGCGCGCACACACACGCACGCGCACACACACACGCCAAAAGUUGAUUCAUUCCCGAAAUCCUCCAGAAUAUUUCUUUUUCUUUUUUCUGGCAGCGCCGGCUUCCCAGUCUGGCAGUUAGGUUGGGGGCGUGGGAGGGGCAGGGAAGGCGAGCGGAGGGAGGCGGGAGCCCGGUGUCGGAUGCCCGUGCGCGCCGCGCCCGCUCCUGCCGGCUGAGAGUCCGGGCCGGGUUUUGUGUCGUGUCCCCGGGCUUGUCUCACGGCCUCCAGCCGCCGCCGCUGCCGUGUUUACUGAGCUCGCGCGUCCUGAUAUCACUCCGCUGGCAUGGAGGAGGAGGAGGAGGUGGAGGAGCGAGAGGAGGAGGAGGAGGAGGAGGCGGCGGCGGCGGCGGCGGCGAGCAGUUGAUCAUUGUGAUGGUGGCAGGAGCAGAGGCGGCAGCGGCAGCCCAGCCGAGCGUUAGGGGCUGCUCUCUGCGCGGCGUUUUGCAAAGGACUUCACCGAUCUACUUUUGCAGUCGCCUCGGACUGUCCAUGUGUUUACUUCCCCCAGCCCGAGGAUUCGAUAUCUAGGUUCCUGUGAAAUGCAACUGAGCAGCCAAAGUACUUUGAGAACACGGGGCGGCAUAAACACCAAAACUUUUUUGUGGAAGGAAAAUGCAAUAAGCAAGCUUGCUGUUUUCCGAUGCGGUGUGGAGUGAGUGUGUGUCGCGCGUGUCCUCACUGGAGGCAUAUGCUUGUGUGUGUACAUGGGGUGUGUUUUUCGGUACGUAGGGAGAAAAUGCUUGCCAACCACCGGAAAUCUCCUGGAAUUUAUUAGAAAAUAAUGGAUUAUAAAAAGAAGGCAGGCGAAGAGCGGAUCUCCCCUCGAGUUGCAACCCGAUUUGCUGCUGGCUCAGUUUGUUGUGAUUCUUUUUGUUGAUAGGUGUCUGAUGGUAUUCUGAUAACACCCCCUCUUUUUUUCCCCUCGAGCUUUACAGUUUAAAAAAAGGAAACAAACAAAAAAAAAACCACCCCAAAAUCUCUCCCCCCCUUUUUUUUCGCCCGGUCGGGAUCGCUGUUUCCAUCCAUGUGCUUGCGUCUCCCCCGCGUUCCACUUAAACUAUUUUAAUCCUUGGACCCAAGGAGGAGGCUGAUAGGGGGUGGAUAAAAAAAGUUCUUCCAAAAUAGUGUGCCCGGGGAGCAGGAUGGGGGAUUUCGCAGCCCCCGCUGCUGCCGCGAAUGGCAGUAGUAUUUGCAUCAACAGUAGCCUGAACAGCAGCCUCGGCGGGGCCGGGAUCGGUGUGAAUAAUACUCCCAAUAGUACUCCCGCUGCUCCAAGUAGCAAUCACCCCGCUGCCGGCUGCGGCGGCGGCGGCUCCGGGGGCCCCGGCGGCGGAUCGGCGGCCGUCCCCAAGCACAGCACGGUGGUGGAGCGGCUCCGCCAGCGCAUCGAGGGCUGUCGGCGACACCACGUCAACUGCGAGAACAGGUACCAGCAGGCUCAGGUGGAGCAGCUGGAGCUGGAGCGCCGGGACACCGUGAGUCUCUAUCAGCGGACCUUGGAGCAGAGAGCCAAGAAAUCGGGUGCCGGCACCGGGAAGCAACAGCACCAGAGCAAACCCCAGCAAGAUGCGGAGGCUGCCUCGGCGGAGCAGAGGAACCACACGCUGAUCAUGCUCCAGGAGACUGUGAAAAGGAAGUUGGAAGGAGCCCGAUCACCACUUAAUGGAGACCAGCAGAAUGGUGCUUGCGAUGGGAGUUUUUCUCCAACUAGCAAGCGAAUACGAAAGGACAUUCCCACGGGGCUGGAAACCAUCAACAGCUUGCCCAACAUGCCACUGCCUUCAGCUUCUCCUCUUCACCAACUUGACCUGAAGCCUUCUUUGCCCUUGCAGAAUAGUGGGACGCACACUCCUGGGCUUCUGGAAGAUCUCAGUAAGAAUGGGAGGCUCCCAGAGAUUAAACUUCCUGUUAAUGGUUGCAGUGACCUGGAGGAUAGCUUCACCAUCUUGCAGAGCAAGGACCUCAAACAAGAACCUCUAGAUGACCCUACUUGCAUAGACACAUCAGAAACAUCUCUUUCAAAUCAGAACAAGCUGUUCUCGGACAUUAACCUGAAUGAUCAGGAGUGGCAAGAACUGAUAGAUGAACUGGCCAACACGGUUCCUGAAGAUGACAUACAGGACCUAUUCAACGAAGACUUUGAAGAGAAGAAGGAGCCAGAAUUCUCGCAGCCAGCGACGGAGACCCCCCUGUCCCAGGAGAGCGCCAGCGUGAAGAGUGACCCAUGUCACUCUCCUUUCACACAUGUCUCCAUGGGGUCUCCCCAGGCCAGGCCGUCUUCUUCUGGUCCUCCCUUUUCUACUGUCUCCACGGCCACCAGUUUACCUUCUGUUGCCAGCACUCCCGCAGCUCCAAACCCCGCCAGCUCACCGGCAAACUGUGCAGUCCAGUCCCCUCAAACUCCAAACCAAGCCCACACUCCAGGCCAAGCUCCCCCUCGGCCGGGAAAUGGUUAUCUCCUUAAUCCGGCGGCAGCAGUGACGGGGGCUGGUUCGGGGUCGGGCCCGGUGGCCGGGCCUGGCUCCGACCUGUCGCCAGCAGAGCAGCUCAAGCAGAUGGCGGCGCAGCAACAGCAAAGGGCCAAACUCAUGCAGCAGAAGCAGCAGCAGCAGCAGCAGCAGCAGCAGCAGCAGCAGCAGCAGCAGCAGCACUCAAAUCAGACGUCAAGUUGGUCCCCCUUAGGGCCUCCCUCCAGUCCAUACGGGGCAGCUUUCACUGCGGAAAAACCAAAUAGCCCGAUGAUGUACCCCCAAGCCUUUAACAACCAAAACCCCAUAGUGCCUCCAAUGGCAAACAACCUGCAGAAGACGACAAUGAAUAACUACCUCCCUCAGAACCACAUAAAUAUGCUCAAUCAGCAGCCAAAUAACUUGGGUACAAACUCCUUAAACAAACAGCACAAUAUUCUGACUUAUGGCAACACGAAGCCUCUGACCCAUUUUAACGCAGACUUGAGUCAGAGGAUGACACCACCGAUGGCCAACCCCAGCAAAACCCCCCUGAUGCCCUACAUCCAGCAGCCGCAGCCGCAGCCGCAGCCGCAGCCGCAGCCACCCCCACAGCUCCAGGCCCCCAGGGCCCACCUGAGUGAGGACCAGAAACGCAUGCUUCUCAUGAAGCAGAAGGGAGUGAUGAACCAGCCCAUGGCUUACCCGGCACUUCCAUCCCACGGUCAGGAGCAGCACCCGGUGGGGCUUCCGAGGACAGCGGGCCCCAUGCAGUCCUCCGUACCUCCAGGCGCCGGCGGCAUGGUCUCAGGAGCCAGUCCCGCGGGUCCCGGCUUCCUGGGCAGCCAGCCCCAGGCAGCCAUCAUGAAGCAGAUGCUCAUUGAUCAGCGGGCCCAGCUGAUGGAGCAGCAGAAGCAGCAGUUCCUGCGGGAGCAGAGGCAGCAGCAGCAGCAGCAGAUUCUGGCCGAGCAGCAGUUGCAGCAACCACACUUACCCCGGCAGCACCUCCAGCAGCAGCGGAAUCCGUACCCAGUGCAGCAGGUCAACCAGUUUCAAGGGUCUCCCCAGGAUAUAGCAGCCGUGAGAAGCCAGGCAGCUCUCCAGAGCAUGCGAACUUCACGGUUGAUGGCACAGAAUGCAGGCAUGAUGGGAAUGGGACCCUCCCAGAACCCAGGAACAAUGGCCACAGCAGCAGCCCAGUCGGAGAUGGGAUUGGCCUCUUACAGCUCCACGCCUCCCAGCCAACCGGGAAUGUACAGUAUGAGCACAGGAAUGACCCAAAUGUUGCAGCACCCAAACCAAAGUGGCAUGAGUCUCAGCCACAACCAAGCCCAGGGGCCGAGGCAGCCCACCUCGGGGCAAGGGGUCGGGAUGGUGAGUGGUUUUGGCCAGGGCAUGCUGGUGAACUCAGCCAUGACCCAGCAGCACCAGCAGAUGAAGGGGCCAGUCGGCCAGGCCUUGCCCAGGCCCCAGGGCCCACCGAGGCUGCAGAGCAUUAUGGGAACGGUCCAGCAGGGAACACAGAGCUGGCAACAGAGGAGCUUACAGGGGAUGCCCGGGAGGACUAGUGGAGAAUUAGCAUCAUUCAACAACAGUGCCAGCUACCCACUGCAAGCCGGCCAGCCGAGGCUGACCAAGCAACACUUCCCACAGGGACUGAGCCAGGUCGUGGAUGCCAACACUGGAGCGGUGAGAACCCUCAACCCGGCUGCCAUGGGUCGGCAGAUGAUGCCACCGCUCCCAGGGCAGCAGGGCCCCAGCCAGGCCAGGCCGAUGGUCAUGUCUGGCCUAAGCCAGGGUGUGCCUGGCCUGCCCGCAUUCAGCCAGCCCCCGGCACAGCAGCAGAUGCCCAGCAGCAGCUUUGCGCCAAGCAGCCAGAGCCAAGCCUACGAGCGGAACCCCCCUCAGGACAUGUCAUACAAUUACAGUGGGGACGCAGCAGGGGCUUCCUUCCCCGGCCUCUCAGACAGUGCAGAUCUCGUGGACUCCAUCAUCAAAGGUGGGCCGGGGGAUGAGUGGAUGCAGGAGCUCGAUGAAUUGUUUGGAAACCCCUAGUCAAGAGGGGCCCGCAGGAGCCACAGCCUAGUGGUUAAAGCUUCAACCACAAAAAACAGGAUGUUGACUCAUCCUUGUUUUUUUGUUUUUUUGACCCACGUAAACUGAGCAAAACUGCAGCCAGCUGACAGUGGAAGAUCCAGGUACCAAUCCACAGCCCCAAUGGGCCUCAUUUCACCUGACUUUCACACAGCAGUCAAGACGAGACACCCUGCGGACCCCCUGUGAGAGAGGGAGGCGCACCCGAGGCAGGUGGGAGAGACGAUUCCGCAGCCCCUCUGCCGGGCCCUCCCUGUGAUCACCCGGCCCAGUGUGAGCCGCUCCAGCCAAGACCGACUGCUGCCCAGCACAAGGUGGCCAUCAGCCCCUCCUGGUCCAGAACCGGAGGCUGCAGCUUUGGAGACACGAAGGAAAGAGCCUCAGGCUGGGGGAAGUUUCAUGAAGGCUUCUGGGUGGUUGCACAGGCCAAGAGCGCACGUCAGAAACGCUGAACUCUGGUUGCAAAGAGAUGUCUGGCUUCAAGACAUGCUACUGUGUUGGGAAGGGAGGCACCAAGAAUAGUGAGAUGUCACAGGAAGACAACACAGGAUUCUACAGGCCUGUCUUCUGCCCUCAACGACCCUCAGGAAGUUUAGAGACGUUGCCUCCCAAGGACAGCCAAGCGAGCUUGGAGAAGGGUCCUCGCAGCCCUGGGCGGGCGGCCUUCUGCUGGUGACCGUGGUGACCGUCACUCUGGGGAGUUGGGCUGGAGCCUGCGGGGGCCCAGUAUGACCCGAUACCUCUCGGCAACUCCCAUCUGCUCUCGGCAGCCACAGGAUGGGGUGUCCCCAGCUGGAUGCUGUGUGUCCGCCAGCACGGCCUUUCUCCCCGUCCCUGCCGUUGCCCCUCCUUGCCUCCACCCCAGCCUGCCCUGGCAUCUCCUUGCAGGCUAUCCAAGAAGAAAUGAAGCUUUUGUCUUUAGGGAGCCAGAGCAGAGGCAAAAUAAAUGCCAGAAGAACUUAGACAAUGCCUGAAAUAUAAAAGCAACACUGGAGUUUUCUUUCUCUGCCUGGAACUGAGUGGGCUACUCCGCUUUUCAGUGAUGGGUUUACAGGAGCCGCACCUGUUGCUUCUGGGACACCAAGGAGGGACUGGCCUGGAUGUCGCCGGCUCUGGCUCCCUUUGGGAAAAUCCCCGGGGUGAUCCAAAAUCGGCCCAGCCCUUCAUCCCUACUUAUCAGAAAGACUAAUUGCAAACCCUGGAAGAAGAUGAGGAACUGAAAAAUCAAUUGCUCACCUCACACCUUUUGAUGAUGAAGAGGAGGAAGGAGGGUUCCUUUCAUAUGGGCAAAGUAACCCACUCCUGAAGUUCUGUACAGUUGUUCUCUUUGUAAUUCACCUGAAUCAUCCCUCACUGAAGCCUGUGGGAAGGGAUCCACAACCUCCACUGUCAUAAGGCUUGUCCCGUUCGUCCUCGCCUCCCCUCCCGCUGUCCCAUUGGCAUAACCGUUGUCCUCGUGAGUGAGAGUGGUGUGAGCUUUUCUCCUGCCACCCCUGCCCUCCGUGUCUGAAAGGCAGGCUCCCUCCUGGGCACCCACAGGUCGUCACUCACCACACCAGAGCCCCAGCCCCACCACUGGAGCUGGACUGGCUGCGCUCAGGGAAGGUCAGGAAGGGGCUUUGAAUGAAAAGCUGGGGCAGAGGAGGUAGACGGGCAGCAGGCAAGCCAACACUGCUCUUGACUUGCUUGCCAAGUACCAAGGUCAUAGAUCUACUCAGCAAAGGGCAGGACAGAGACCACAGGUGGCCAGGUGGGUGAGGGUCCAGGCAGGGGCUGUGCUCCCUCUGGGAAGAGGUGGUAGCAGGCUGACCGUGAACUCCCUGCGUGGGGAGGGCCACCACCAGGAAAACUCUUGAGUGGAAACAGAUGAAAACCAAAACCAAAAAAAAAGGUAAACACGAAUACACAGAGUAUAUAAUUACCUUUUUCUGAAAGGUACGGGAAAUAUAUAAGCAAUGAUGAGAAACUGGAGGUGGCUGAUGGAGGUUGGGUUGAGGGGGCUCCAUUAUCUUUUAAAAGCGUCCUCCAAAUGCUCAGUACUGGGACCAACUAAAUCGAGAGGUAGAUUUUAAUAUGGUUGUUUUGUUUUUGUUUUUACUACGGUGCUGAUGUACAUGUAAUGUCUAAAAAAGUUAUUUGUAAAUAAGUUUUUACAAUACUGCAGAUAUCACUGGGUCUACUAUCUGUAAAAAAUAUACAUAUAAAUAUAUAUAUAUACUGUUUGUUUAAAAUAGAGUAUUUUUAUUUCAUUCCUUAACUCAUCGUCCCAGCAGUGGUAUUGCACUUCAGAUGACAUCUAAUUACUAAUUUGUACUGUAUGACCUAUGGCAAAUUCCUCCAUUUUAUUCAGAUUUUUCUAGUUUUCUGUUUUUACUUUGUACAUGGAGCAUUACUUACUUCCUUUUAAGAAAUGUACAGAACUCUGAAAUGUAGAAAUGAAGUGAUGUUGACAUACCACUUUUAAAGAAAAAAAAACAAAUAAAAGAUCAUUAUCUGAACCAA
This is a messenger RNA of Vicugna pacos (alpaca), 7492 nucleotides long. RefSeq names its product mastermind like transcriptional coactivator 3 (gene MAML3). The record is from RefSeq and is a predicted model, not a curated record. Gene Ontology annotation, biological process: positive regulation of transcription of Notch receptor target; Notch signaling pathway. Gene Ontology annotation, molecular function: transcription coactivator activity. Gene Ontology annotation, cellular component: nuclear speck; nucleoplasm. NCBI's taxonomy places the organism in Eukaryota, Metazoa, Chordata, Mammalia, Artiodactyla, Camelidae.